AUGAAACUGCAGUUCUGCGAUUUGGGGGCCAAAGGGAGAGUCAGACUGGAUGGAGGGUCCUGGGCAAGGGUCAGAGUCACUGAAACAAGAGUAACCAAGUUCAGGUGGAUCAGCAGCGUGGAGGGGAGAGUGAUCCGGAUGAGUGGUAAGAAAUCCAAAACUCCUGAUGUUGAGGCAUGCAGGUACAAGGGCAAGCACGCCAUCCACCUGGAUGAUGUGGCCAAGAAGGAGAACGACUCCACCCACCAAUUCGUCCACAGCUUCCCGUUGUCAGAGCCAGCCGGCUGGCUCAGCAGAUACAUCUACAUCCCGACUUGCACCUUCUUCACCUUCUUCAGCACGUGGCCCGUCCUCUCGCUGAUUGUCAUCCGGUUGGCUGAGAGGCUACAACUACCAGUACAUCGAGGCUGUCCUGUCGUCUCACUCCUCCCCUGUUUGAUCCACAUGGACUCGGCCAUCUCCCACCACAACAAGCUGCAGACUGCUCACACCUCUCAGGACAACGACCCCAAACACACAGCCAAAGUCAUUAGGAACUAUCUUCAGUGUAAAGAAGAACAAGAAGUACUGGAAGUGAUGGUACGGCCCCCACAGAGCUCUGAUCUUAACAUCAUCGAAUGUGUCUGGGAUUACAUGAAGAGACAGAAGGGGUUGAGGAAGCCUGUAUCCACAGAAAAUCUGUGUUUAAGGACCCGCUGCCUUGAUCUUCUGGGCUUCCAGCAGUUUAUGGAAGACAGUGAAAUGACCUCUGACCUGAUGGACGAGGGAAAGGAGCUGAACCGCCAGGAAAGUCAUCUGCUGGGAGAAGAAACAACAGUGAAACGGGAAGUACAAAGAAGCUGCUCAUCACUGGAUAUUCUGCUUAAGAUUGAAGAUUGAACAUCUGCCUCCCAGCAGGUCAGUAAAACCGAGACAGCUCUUCAGAAUCGGCGACAACAUCUCCAGCACCAUCAGACUGAGAACAGGAGCUCCUCGAGGCUGUGUUCUCACCCCACUGUUGUUCGCUGUCCUGACACUGCACUGCUCUACACAGCUCCAACCACAUCAUCAGGUUCGCUCAUCAGCAACGACGACGAGUCGGCGUACAGAGAUGAGUUUGAGCAGCUGGCGUUCUGGUGCAGCGAGACCACCAACACCACCUCCAUCACCAAAAUAGCCUAGCAGCGCCUCCACUUCCUGAGACGCCUGAAGCGGGCCAGCCUUCCUCUUCCCAUCCUCACCGUGUUCUACAGGAGCACCAUAGAGAGUGUUCUGACCAGCUGCAUCUCCGUGUGGUUCGGCAAUCUCAUCCAGCUACAACGGAUUGUUAAAGCAGCUGCCAAGAUCACUGGAACAUCUCUCUCUCUCUCUCUCUGCUACAGGACAUCUUCACCAAGCUCUGCAUCAGCAAGGCCUCCUGGAUCAUGCUUGACCCCUCACACGCACUCUUUUCUCUCCUCCCGUCUGGCCGACGCUAUCGCAGCAUUGGGGCCCAAUCCUCCAGGCUGCGAAGUAGCUUUUUCCCACAAGCCAUCAGACUCUUGAACUCACUACCGGCUCUCCCAC
This is a messenger RNA of Pelmatolapia mariae (spotted tilapia), 1545 nucleotides long. RefSeq names its product G-protein coupled receptor-associated protein LMBRD2B-like. Lineage: Eukaryota; Metazoa; Chordata; Actinopteri; Cichliformes; Cichlidae. The coding region runs from base 1 to 879 and encodes 292 amino acids. The record is from RefSeq and is a predicted model, not a curated record. The transcript has 8 exons. Gene Ontology annotation, molecular function: nucleic acid binding.